UCCAGCCGCAUCCUGAGCUCCGGAGCGCGCGGCGGCGCCAGAUCUCUGUACCGGGAGUCGGUGGGGCUUCCUGCGACGGAAACAUGGCGGCUACCAUGGAAGAUGAACUAGACACAGUCAACGACGAUUAUUAUUCUCUGUUGAACGUGAGAAGAGAGGCAACUCAGGAAGAGCUGAAGUCCUCGUACCGGCGACUGUGCAUGCUGUACCAUCCAGAUAAGCACAGAGACCCUGAUCUCAAGAGGCAGGCCGAGCAGUUGUUCAACCUUGUUCACCGGGCAUAUGAAGUUCUUAGUGACCCCCAGACUCGAGCCGUAUAUGACAUUUUUGGAAAGAAAGGACUGGAAGUGGAAGGAUGGGAGGUGGUGGAGAGGAAGAAGACGCCUGCAGAGAUCAGGGAGGAGUACGAGCGCCUGCGGAGGGAGAGGGACGAGAGGAGGCUACAGCAGAGGACCAAUCCCAAAGGGACCAUCAGCGUAGGAGUAGAUGCUACAGACCUGUUUGAUCGUUAUGAGGAAGACUUUGAGGAAAUGCCAGGAGGAGGGUUCCCUCACAUUGAGAUUAACAGGAUGCACAUAUCGCAGUCUGUUGAGGCUCCGUUGACCACGACGGACACGGCUGUCCUUUCAGGCUCUCUGACCACGCACAACGGAAACGGCGGCGGUAAUAUCGGCCUGUGUCUGAGACGAGUCACCUCGACACGCGGCUGGGGAGAGCUGGAGUUGGGAGCCGGAGACAUCCGAGGGCCUCUUUUUGGAAUGAAAGUAUUCCGUAAUGUUACUACACGAUGCUCUGUGACUGCGCAGUGCGGCGUGCAGUUCUCCUCACGUGGCGUGCGGCCGAGCGCCAGCACCAUGAUGGCACGUCACCUGGACCAGAACACGAUGGGCUACCUGCAGUGGCGCUGGGGCACCGAGUCGGCCAUGACCACCAGCCUCGUCCGAGACACCAAGACCAGCCACUUCACUCUGGCCCUCCAGCUCGGCAUGCCUCAUUCUUACCUGAUGAUGAGCUACCAGUACAAAUUCCAAGAUGAAGAACAAACCAAGGUCAAGGGUUCUGUCAAGACUGGGUUUUUUGGGACGGUGGUAGAAUACGGCGCCGAGAGGAAGAUCAGCAGGCACAGCGUUCUCUCGGCGACAGUCAGCAUCGGGGUACCUCAAGGAGUCUCUCUGAAAAUCAGGUUAAACCGAGCCAGCCAGACGUAUCUUUUCCCCAUUCACCUGACAGACCAGAUCUUACCCAGCGCUGUGUUUUACGCCACCGUCGGCCCUCUGCUUGUCUACGUAGCGGUUCAGAAGCUUAUAAUCAAGCCUUAUGUACACGCCCAAAAGGAGCAGGAGCUGGAAAAGCACAGAGUGAACUCGGUGACUGAUAUAGCCAAGAAGAGGCAGGAGGCUGAGUCUGCUGUGUUACUGAUGCAGGAGUCUGUGCGAAGAAUCAUUGAAGCAGAAGAGUCCAAAAUGGGUCUCAUCAUCUUAAAUGCCUGGUACGGCAAGUUUAUGAUGGACACCAGUCAGAAACCCGAGCGAGCGAAGGUCAUCGACGUGACGGUGCCUCUGCAGUGCCUGGUGAAAGAUUCCAAACUCAUCCUCACUGAGGCGUCAAAGACGGGGUUGCCCGGCUUCUACGACCCGUGUGUGGGAGAAGAGAAGAGUCUGAAGCUGCUCUACCAGUUCCGAGGAGUCCUGCACCAAGUGCUUUCCGGAGACUGCGAAGCUCUUCGGAUACCCAAGCAGUCUCACAGGAUAGCGAGAGAUGGCGAGAGGUAGGAUUCUGCCCCACGCGUGAAAGACAGACGGACGACGGAUGACGGACGUCGACCGAAGGGAAGUCAGAAGGGCUGUCCGAUUUUUCCCGCCGUGAAUUUGAGUGUGUAAACCACGCCCACUUUUCCUUUACCCUCGAUCUCAUUAGCAUAUCCACGAUGGAGAGAUUUGAGACAAGAACGCGGUUCACACAGAGCACGGUUACGAGCGAGAGGAUUUAAUUUACCCUGAGAUGUGUUUCUUUACAAAACAGGAGAUCGGUAAGGAAGUGCGUACUAGCGUUAGCAUGUGCGCGUUCCUACUGAACGCUUUUCCUACUCGCUCUCCGACACUUUGUCGGAAAUUUGUCGUGCUUGCAAUUUUCUGGGAUAUACGUAUGCACGCUAAAGAGCGAGAGCGUUUAAUUGGAAAGAGUACUUGUACUCUUUCCAAUUAACCUUGGUGUAACCUUUCACCACUUACUUUAUUUGCGCCUACAUCAUCAAGAGACUCGUACAAAAUGGCUCUUAAACACAAAAAAACUGCCGACACGACAGCUUCCCCAACACGGCUACAAAAUAAAUAAAAUCAGAAUUAAAAAAAAUAACAUGCUCUGUCUAAGUGGGAGGGGCAUAUUCUUCUCACCUGUCAAUCACACCAGCGCUAGCCAAUCGUAUGCGAACGUGAGCAUCAAUCGUAUGCGGAAGAGGGCAGAUGGCAGAUGGCGUUUUCCUCGGUGUGUUUUACUGAGUUGGAAACGAUGAGGCUUCACGUGUCCUGGAGGAAUCCUCCAUCUGCCCUGAUUGUAGCUGUCAUAUGACAGGGCAGAUCUGGCUUGUAUGGUGGGAUUUGUCAGGUGACUAAAUCGUGUUAAACACUUUACCACAGCAGGUUAAUCAACACCAGUUACAUGCUCAGUUUCACUUUUCUCUGUCUCGCAUUAAACAGAAGGUCUGUGAUUAUUCCGUCAUUAUGUCAUAUUUAUCUAUAGCUACUUAUCACCGUAAUGUGAAACUCUUACGAAGGAUGUUAUAUCGCACAAAUAUACUUUUGAGCAAAGGAACUGAACGUCUUAUUGGAUGGUACAGAGUUUUUAACGAACACACCCGAGAACCAGAAACUUAAUAUUCAGGUUUUUAUUUUCUCCCCUUCAGUGUGUUAUAAAGUUUAAAGUUUAAAUUCAUACGUCAGUUGUAUUGUGUAUUAAUGUAUAGUUCAUUAAAGCUUAUUAUAACACAAUUAUCCUUUUGCCAGAUCAGUUUUUUUUUGUUCUGUGAUCAGGUAUUCUGUAUUUAUUAUUAUGUCACAGAUGCAUGUACAAUUAUGGUUAUUGUAUUUGAAUAGAACUAAGUAUAAGAAUGUCACCACUGAUUUGUUUUUGUUUAUUUUUUUUUUGUUUGUCUGCUUUUCCUACACUUUCUUUGCUUGAAUUGUGUUCUCUGACAAACUUCGCAAGGUUUCGAGCGAGCCUGAGCAGGAUAAAGUUACUGAAGACGUAUAAAUAUACGAACGAAUCGUUACUCCAGCUGCACGUGUCGUUUGAGAACAAAUCGACUCUUUGAUUCGACUCCAUUUACGAAAGGUACGAAAUGUGAACGUAAAUGAGCCGCAUCCGGUUUAUAAUGCUAUUAUGAUAUAGAUACUGUAUUUAUAGCCCUUUUAGGAGAGAGAGAGAGAGAAAAAGAGUCGGUGAGUCGAGUCAGACGAUCUCAAAUGACUCUCUGACACACGCAUAGCUGUGCAUUUGUCAACAUUUAAACGCGUUCCUUCAACCUCAUCCUCACAAAAGUUCAUGAGGGUUUUGUUUUUCCUUUAAAUCCCGAUUUCUUCAUUGUUA
Molecule: messenger RNA, 3585 nt
Organism: Tachysurus vachellii
Lineage: Eukaryota; Metazoa; Chordata; Actinopteri; Siluriformes; Bagridae
Gene: dnajc11b
Product: DnaJ (Hsp40) homolog, subfamily C, member 11b
Exons: 16
Coding region: 84-1772 (562 amino acids)
Biological process (GO): cristae formation
Source: RefSeq, a predicted model, not a curated record